Molecule: messenger RNA, 3691 nt
Organism: Frieseomelitta varia
Lineage: Eukaryota; Metazoa; Arthropoda; Insecta; Hymenoptera; Apidae
Gene: Vha44
Product: V-type proton ATPase subunit C
Exons: 9
Coding region: 192-1931 (579 amino acids)
Biological process (GO): proton transmembrane transport
Cellular component (GO): lysosomal membrane; vacuolar proton-transporting V-type ATPase, V1 domain
Molecular function (GO): proton-transporting ATPase activity, rotational mechanism
Source: RefSeq, a predicted model, not a curated record
AAGACAGCAGCACACAAUUGUCAUCACGUGAGGUCACAAUGGUUUCUGAUGGUUUCGACGUCUAAGUGAUUAGAACAGCGAAUGUUUUGAAUUUCUCAAGAAAUUCAAGCAUCUGCAGUGUUCUGCAAACAAAGGUACAAUUCAACGUAUCUGGGAUAUCCUAAAUCAUCUAAUUUGAAAUAUUAUCCAAAAUGACAGAAUAUUGGUUAAUAUCUGCACCAGGAGAUAAAACAUGUCAACAGACAUGGGAAACCAUGAAUAAUUUGACAUCAAAACAACAUUCUUUAUCUGUCAACUAUAAGUUUCAUAUCCCAGACUUAAAGGUGGGAACAUUGGACCAAUUGGUUGGUUUAUCAGAUGAUCUAGGAAAACUCGAUGCUUAUGUUGAACAAGUAACACGUAAGGUGGCAACAUAUCUGGGAGAAGUUUUAGAAGAUCAGAGAGAUAAGCUCCAUGAAAAUCUUUUGGCUAACAAUAGUCAAACGUCAGUGGAUGGGGAGAGCUCGAGCCCCGAAGGGGGUCCGGACACCCCGCCAAACACCCCCGUCACCCCAUCACACAAGUCUUCAAAGGAGCAUCACAAGCAGUGGAAGGAAUCGGAGAAAUGUGAUCCAGAACCAGCCGCCUGUUUAGGUCAGCAUCAUCACCAGCGUCAUCAUCAUGAGCAUCAUCAUAGUCAUAAACAUCAUAGUCAUCCUUCUGAUAUGGAAAAGAAAUCACAUAGUCCUCAAGGCAUCUGUGAUGUCAAAUCAUCAAGUGAUCCUUUAUCAGCAUAUUCAUGCUACCAUGCGCAUUGGUGCGCUGCUUCUACCUCUUCCACACCUAUUCCUAGUCCUACUCCCACGAGUCCAAGUCUUUCCCUUUCAUCAAACUGUAGCAGUGAAGGAGAAACCAGAUGGCAGUCGGCAACACGUCAUCGGACUACUGAGAAAGCAGAUCGAUCUACCUCCAAUCGCAAAUCGCUUGGCAAUGACGACGACGAAGACGAUGCGGACCAAAACAACGACCAAGACCAAGACCAAGACCAUAGCGGCAAUUUGCCCAAUCCAGGUGAUCUACCAUCAUAUAUAACUCGAUUCCAGUGGGAUAUGGCAAAAUAUCCUAUCAAGCAAUCAUUGAGAAAUAUUGCUGACAUUAUCAGUAAACAAGUGGGCCAAAUUGAUGCAGAUCUUAAAACUAAAUCUACAACAUAUAAUAAUUUGAAGGGAAGUUUACAAAAUCUUGAAAAGAAACAAACAGGAAGCUUAUUAACAAGAAAUUUGGCAGAUUUAGUGAAGAAAGAACAUUUUAUUUUGGAUAGCGAGUAUUUGACUACUUUACUUGUAAUUGUCCCAAGAGCAUAUUUCCAGGAGUGGUACAGUGGAUAUGAAAAAUUAACAAAAAUGAUAGUUCCACGUACUACACAACUUAUUGCUCAAGAUUCUGAGUAUGGAUUAUUCACUGUUACUUUGUUUAAAAAAGUUAUUGAUGAAUUUAAAUUACAUGCACGUGAAAAAAAAUUCAUUGUUCGCGAUUUUACAUACAAUGAAGAAGAACUAGCCGCAGGAAAGAAUGAGAUAACAAAAUUGGUAACUGAUAAAAAGAAACAAUUUGGACCUCUUGUACGUUGGUUAAAAGUUAACUUUAGUGAGUGUUUCUGUGCAUGGAUUCAUGUUAAAGCUUUACGCGUAUUUGUAGAAUCUGUCCUAAGGUAUGGAUUACCUGUAAAUUUCCAAGCAAUAUUGUUACAUCCUCAUAAAAGAUGUGCAAGACGACUACGUGAUGUUCUGAAUCAACAUUAUGCUCAUUUAGAUUCCUCUGCUACGGCAUCAUCUGCUACGCAGGGAAAUCAAGAUAAUGUGGAUAUACCAGGAUUAGGUUUUGGCCAAAAUGAUUAUUUUCCUUACGUGUAUUAUAAAAUCAACGUAGAUAUGGUCGACAGUAAGGUCUAACUAUUGAAGCUGAGUCUAUUUUCUUAUAUUUUAAAUAUCAUUUCAUUUACAUAAAACAUACUUCUGUAACUCCAGGUACUUAAAACAGGUGCGUACAAAGUAAUAUUGUGUAUUUGCAUAAACUUUGUUAUUUUGCAUUUUCUAAAACUUUAUUGAUUUUGAUUGUUGAUGUAAAUAUAAUUAUCGUCGAUUCACUUCCAGGAGUAAUCCAAAUAUUUACUCAAAAAUGAUAUUUUUAUAGUACAUCAAAAUACCUGGAAAGAUGUAUGUACUUUGAUAUUAGCUCAAUAUUAACUAUGCAUAAUAGAAUGUACAAUGAUUUGUAUAAAUGUUAACAGAUACAUUUGAAUACAUGUUGCAAAUUUUCUUUUCUUUUUAAACAGGCUAUAUUUGAUUGAACAAGAGACAAAUCAGACUCAUAAAAUAAUUAUUUCUUUGAAAUUAUAGCUUUAAGAAAAAAUGAAAGAUUAUUAUAAGAAUUAUAAUAAUCACGUGUUGCUUAAAAUGCCUGUAUAAAUGUAUCAAAAUUUUCACAAUUAAACAUAGCACAACCUAUUUUACAUAGUACUAUAUAAAGAGCAAAAGUAUCGUGUCAGAACAGAAAUUCUGCAAUAUAGAGCUGUAUUAUGUUAUGUAUUGUUUAAAAUUAAGAUCAUUGUGAAUAUUGUUAUGAACAAGAAAGUUCACCUUGUUAUAAAAACAUUAACUUGUCAUAAUAUUUGUUUUGAUUCAAAUGCUUUUACCACAUACAUUCAAUAGGUCUUCAUAAUGCAUGUAGUAUGUGACAUUUAGUAAAAUAUUAUAUUAUUAUAUUAUUCAAACGUUAAGAUAUUGUAAAUUUAUUUCAUUAAAUAUAUUAAAAACUAAUGUUUUAACAAUGUUUUACAGAGUAUACUAGAUACGUGCUAAUGUAUCAGUGUUACUACUUAUUAAAAACUAAAAAACAUCGAAACAUUAGUUGAAUUCUUAAAGUAUUAUCAUUAAUAUUAUGUUUCAAGUUUUAAUAAUUUAAUGAUAAAUUCAAUUAAUUCAAUUUUAUGAUAAAUUCAGUAUAACAAUUUUCAAUUUAAGUAUUAAAUAUUGAAUUGAAGGCUGCACAAAAGUGAAAAAUUAUGUAAGAAAUCGCUAUGGUGCAUAUUCUUUAAGCAGAUUGUAUUAUAAAUACUUUGUGUAUAGAAACUGUGCUUUGCAAUAUUAUUUUAAUAUGCUGCUUAAAUCUUAUUUUCUUUGAAAUUGUAUUUUUAAUACAACGACAUAAACUAAACUGUAUGUUCAAUUUUAUUCUGUACAUACAUUUUUAAAAUAGAAUAAGUUACAGGUAUAAUAUUGUUUCUGAUUUGAGCAACAUAUGUUAAUCUAUGGGAAGAUAAUUUAGUUUCUCUUCGAAAAAUUAAUCAUUAAUAUAUCUGUAUUUUAAAACGCAUCUGUAUUUCAAACUGUAAAUUAUUAUAUAAUUGAUGAUAAGAUGUUAAAAAUAAAUAAAAUGUUACUGUCACCAAUUAAAUUUUAUAAAAAAAAGAUUUCCUAUGCGUUAAAUAAUGAAAAUAUUCUAUAUAUUAAAAAUGUUACAUAUAUUGUACUGAUUAUUCUGAAAAUGUAUUAUUUUAUAUAUCCCAAAAUCAAUUACAAUAUUAUAUUUAUAAUGUAUAAUUUUAUAGUUUCAAUUGUAAAAACAUUUCAGUCAUAGUAACGACAAUAUUAGCUGAAUAGUAACUGUAUGUUAAACCAGAAAAUAAAUGAAUUCUCAUGUGAUCAAGAAA